CGGGACAAAGCAACCAUCAACUGUCCUCGCCAAGGAAGGUCGCGUUUUUCGGUCGAUACUACCGCAUCCCGGACGCAGAGAUCAUCAACAUUACCGGAGACAAAACUUUCUCCCGAAGAAGAAGAAGCAAAAGCAAUAAGAAGCGAAAAACCUCACCUCUAAUAUGAUGCCGCAUCGUCAGACACCGCCUCGUAGUUGAUUUAGAUUUAGAAAUACUCGCUUUAUGCGACAAACCGGAUCGCCCGACCGGUAGGAUUCGAUUGAUUAUUAGCAAUAAGUUACUAGUGAAGACAUAAGCAAGAGUUAACCUAGCAAAUACAAUGAGCGACGUUAUCAAGUCCCGGCGUGAGCAAUCACAGAAGCGAAAGAUGCUACUCGCUCAAACCUUCGGUGUGUCCUGUGUAGAAGACCUGAAGCAUGUUCUCGGUACGGCGGAGGAUUCACCAAUCAACAAAUCGCAACGAUACGAGGACGAGGAAGCAACCUCUUCCAAAACGUCCCAAACAGCCGAAGGAUUAGUGUAUCGGGAUUCGUCCACCUUUCUUAAGGGCACACAAUCGUCCAAUCCGCACAAUGAUUACUGCCAGCACUUCGUGGAUACCGGACAGCGGCCACAGAACUUUAUUCGUGACGUCGGUUUAGCGGACCGGUUCGAGGAGUACCCGAAGCUGCGCGAACUGAUCCGACUGAAGGAUGAACUGAUAUCGGAAACUGCCACACCGCCGAUGUACCUUCGAGCGGAUCUGAAAACAUUCGAUCUAAAAACGCUCGGCACCAAGUUCGACGUGAUUCUCAUCGAACCGCCGUUGGAGGAGUAUGCGCGCGGUGGAGCGGCCGUAGCUGCCGGUGCUCCACGUAACUUUUGGUCGUGGGAUGAAAUUCUAGCACUGGACAUUGGCGAAGUGGCUGCUCAUCGGAGCUUCGUUUUUUUGUGGUGCGGUAGUUCCGAGGGGCUAGACAUGGGUCGCAACUGUCUGCGCAAGUGGGGCUUCCGAAGGUGUGAAGACAUCUGCUGGAUACGAACCAACAUCGCUUCGCCGGGCCAUUCGAAAAUUCUCGAACCGAAGGCGGUGUUUCAGCGCACGAAGGAGCAUUGCCUAAUGGGUAUUAAGGGCACGGUACGCCGCUCAACCGACGGCGAUUUCAUCCAUGCGAACGUGGACAUCGAUCUGAUCAUUUCGGAGGAGGCAGAUUUCGGAAGCUUAGAGAAACCGAUCGAAAUUUUUCACAUCAUCGAACACUUCUGUCUGGGCCGGCGCCGAUUGCAUAUCUUUGGGCGCGAUUCUACGAUACGGCCCGGCUGGGUAACGAUCGGGCCGGAACUGACCAACUCGAACUUUAAUAGCGAAUUGUAUGCCAACUCGUUCGAAGAAAAUCCGACCACCGGUUGUACCGAGCGUAUUGAAGCGUUGCGACCAAAAAGUCCUCCAGCAAACGGGAAGGUGUUACGGGGCCGUGGCCGUGGUUUUCCCCGUAUUCGGGGGAGAUCGCGAGUGUAGAAUUGUACGGCAAUACUGCCCCCCGGGUCGAACAGUGGUGCAUAAAAGGGGAGGGAGCGGU
Messenger RNA from Anopheles funestus (African malaria mosquito), 1560 nucleotides. RefSeq names its product N6-adenosine-methyltransferase non-catalytic subunit (gene Mettl14). Lineage: Eukaryota; Metazoa; Arthropoda; Insecta; Diptera; Culicidae. The transcript is spliced from 3 exons. Gene Ontology annotation, molecular function: mRNA binding. Bases 321 to 1499 code for a protein of 392 amino acids. The record is from RefSeq and is a predicted model, not a curated record. Gene Ontology annotation, cellular component: RNA N6-methyladenosine methyltransferase complex; nucleus.